GCGGCCUCCCCAAAGUCACCUACUUCCUUCGUCCUCCUUUCUCACCGACUCCGCGGAAUCCCAGCCGUCGACUGCUGACCAAUCACGAUCCGACGGGCGGUAUUCCCAGUAAGAGCCCAGCUGUACCUAGCUGGACCCCACCGCCAGGAACAUCAAAGACUGUAUAGAGAUCCGGCUUACUUACCGCCCGACCGGCUUUCUAUAAAUAGAGCAUCCGAAAUUGGAGGCUGCACCUCGCCGAAGCACGACGCUCCACUGCCUUCCAUCGUCGUAGACCUUCGUCCUAGGGUUUCUAUCUUCCACAGCUUGAAAGGAUGGACACCUUCCUAUUCACCUCUGAAUCUGUCAACGAGGGCCACCCCGACAAGCUGUGUGACCAGAUAUCCGAUGCAGUGCUUGAUGCCUGCCUUGAGCAGGAUCCAGAUAGCAAAGUUGCCUGCGAGACCUGCACCAAAACCAACAUGGUCAUGGUUUUUGGCGAGAUUACAACCAAAGCCACCGUAGACUACGAGAAGAUUGUCCGGGACACCUGCCGGAACAUUGGAUUUGUGUCUGACAAUGUUGGCCUUGACGCCGACCACUGCAAGGUCCUGGUCAACAUUGAGCAGCAGAGUCCAGACAUUGCCCAGGGCGUCCAUGGCCACCUCACAAAACGCCCAGAGGAGAUUGGUGCUGGUGAUCAGGGCCACAUGUUUGGCUAUGCCACCGAUGAAACCCCUGAGCUGAUGCCCCUCAGCCAUGUUCUGGCCACUAAGCUCGGUGCUCGCCUCACUGAGGUUCGGAAAAAUGGGACCUGCCCGUGGUUACGACCUGAUGGAAAAACCCAGGUGACGGUUGAGUACCGGAAUGAACAGGGCGCGAUGGUUCCUCUCCGGGUUCAUACUGUUCUAAUCUCUACCCAGCAUGAUGAGACUGUUACAAAUGAUGGAAUUGCUGCUGACCUCAAAGAACACGUGAUCAAGCCUGUGAUCCCAGAGAAGUACCUUGAUGAAAAUACCAUCUUCCACCUCAACCCCUCGGGCCGAUUCGUGAUCGGAGGACCUCAUGGCGAUGCAGGCCUCACCGGUCGGAAAAUCAUCAUUGAUACCUAUGGUGGGUGGGGAGCUCACGGAGGUGGUGCAUUCUCUGGGAAAGAUCCCACCAAGGUCGACCGGAGCGGAGCAUACAUUGUUAGGCAGGCUGCGAAGAGUAUCGUGGCCAAUGGCCUAGCUCGCCGCUGCAUUGUGCAGGUCUCAUACGCCAUUGGCGUGCCUGACCCCUUGUCAGUCUUUGUUGACACUUACGGAACUGGAAAGAUUUCAGACAAGGAGAUCCUUGAGAUUGUGAAGGAGAAUUUUGACUUCCGGCCUGGGAUGAUCUCCAUUAAUCUGGAUCUGAAGAGGGGUGGCAAUGGCAGGUUUUUGAAGACAGCUGCAUAUGGUCAUUUCGGGAGGGAUGAUUCUGACUUCACCUGGGAGGUGGUGAAGCCUCUCAAGUGGGAGAAGCCCCAAAACUGAGUAACAGUUGUUCGGUCUCUUGAUAUUUUUCAAAUCGCUUGGAGUCUCCCACCUGGUGCUUUUGUCAGUGUUGUUUCUGUUUUUAUUUUAUAUUUUAUUUUUUUCAACUACUCCCUUAUAUUUUGUUUUGUUAAUUUUCGUAAUGUGUUUGGACCCUAGGCUAUACGAAGCAGGGGAGGGGGUUGCAAGGGAAGAAUGGGUGACUUGCAGGGGAAGUGAUGAUUGUAUUAAUGCAUUGCAUUUGUUAACCGUAAUAUUCUGAAUUAAUAAUAAAUGACUACAAUUCCUUUUUUUGUACAA
Messenger RNA from Malania oleifera, 1796 nucleotides. Its product is annotated as S-adenosylmethionine synthase 1-like. Gene Ontology annotation, cellular component: cytosol. Lineage: Eukaryota; Viridiplantae; Streptophyta; Magnoliopsida; Santalales; Ximeniaceae. The record is from RefSeq and is a predicted model, not a curated record. Bases 315 to 1496 code for a protein of 393 amino acids. Gene Ontology annotation, molecular function: methionine adenosyltransferase activity; ATP binding. The transcript has 2 exons. Gene Ontology annotation, biological process: S-adenosylmethionine biosynthetic process.